Messenger RNA from Triticum aestivum (bread wheat), 3191 nucleotides. RefSeq names its product putative chloride channel-like protein CLC-g. The coding region runs from base 333 to 2792 and encodes 819 amino acids. Gene Ontology annotation, molecular function: voltage-gated chloride channel activity. The record is from RefSeq and is a predicted model, not a curated record. The transcript is spliced from 7 exons. Gene Ontology annotation, biological process: chloride transport; transmembrane transport. Gene Ontology annotation, cellular component: plant-type vacuole membrane; intracellular membrane-bounded organelle. NCBI's taxonomy places the organism in Eukaryota, Viridiplantae, Streptophyta, Magnoliopsida, Poales, Poaceae.
AAAUAGAUCCAAUCGAUGUUGAACCCCUUGUCCACAAGCGUUUCGUUUACUAUACCCUUCGUAGCCCCCGACCAGCCAACCGUUUUCCGAGCCCAACUUCCCGGAAGUGCAAGCGUGCCCAACCACUGUCACGUCCACGCGGGACCCGCCCGUCCCUUGGCCCCACCCGGCAGCCUCCCAGCGGUUAACAAGGGUCUCGCUGUCCCGGGGAAUCUGUGUCGUCGGCACUUGGACUCGCCGAGAGCAGAGCGGAGCCAAGCGAGCACCACUCCCCUGUUUCCUCGUGCGUCGCGUGUGUCGCGGCGGCAGCGGGGCGGAGCGGAUCGGCGGCGAUGGCUCCGAGGGAACAGGCGGGCGCCGGGGCCGCGGGCGGCGCGGCGGAUCCGGAGGCCGACAUCGAGGCCCCUCUCAUCUCCUACAGCUCCUCCUUCUUCUUCCAGGACGGCGCGGCGGCGGGGGCGGGGGCGGGGCCGGGAGGCGAAGACGGCUCCGGCGACGAGGAGCAGCGGCGGAACCGGCGCAGGUUCCUCCUCGGCGGCCAGCUGCAGUCCAACGCCACCUCCCAGGUCGCGCUCGUCGGCACCGACUUCUGCCCCAUCGAGAGCCUCGACUACGAGCUGAUCGAGAACGACGUGUUCAAGCAGGACUGGCGGGCGCAGGGGCGGGGCCACAUCCUGCGCUACUUCGCGCUCAAGUGGGCGCUCUGCUUCCUUGUCGGCGCGCUCACCGCCGCCGCCGCCUUCGUCGCCAACCUCGGCGUCGAGAACGUCGCCGGCGCCAAGUUCGUCGUCACCUCCAACCGCAUGUUCGCGCGCAGGUUUGAAUCGGCGUUUCUGGUCUUCCUGUUUUCGAAUUUCCUGCUCACAAUGUUCGCCACGGUGCUGACGAUGUACGUGGCGCCCGCGGCGGCCGGCUCCGGCAUCCCGGAGGUGAAGGCCUACUUGAACGGCGUCGACGCACCCAACAUUUUCUGUUUCAAGACUCUGGUGGUGAAGGUUGUGGGAUGCAUUGCUGCAGUAUCAUCAUCACUGCAUGUGGGAAAAGCUGGUCCUCUGGUACACACAGGUGCAUGCAUUGCAUCAAUACUUGGGCAAGGUGGCUCGCGUAAAUAUCGCAUGACAUGUAAAUGGCUAAGGCACUUCAAGAAUGAUAGGGAUCGGAGGGACCUUGUCACUUGUGGUGCUGGUGCUGGUAUUGCUGGUGCUUUCAGGGCUCCAGUCGCCGGAGUUCUUUUUGCUCUGGAAACAGUGUCUUCACGAUGGAGGAGUGCCCUACUCUGGCGAGCUUUCUUCACAACGGCAGUUGUUGCCGUUGUGCUUAGGGCAUUAAUAGACAUCUGUAAAAGAGGCCGGUGUGGCUUGUUCGGGAAAGGCGGUCUUAUAAUGUUUGAUGUGACUUCGGGCUAUGUCAACUAUCAUGUGAUUGAUUUACCUCCGGUAAUCACUCUAGCAGUUUUUGGAGGAGUACUGGGGAGCUUGUACAACUUCUUCCUUGACAAGGUUCUUCGUCUCUACAAUGUUAUCAACGAGAAAGGUCGAACUUACAGACUACUCCUGGCUGCAACAGUCUCCGUCUGUACUUCAUGUUGCCUCUUUGGCUUGCCAUGGCUUGCAGCUUGCAAACCUUGCCCAGCUGACUCAAGAGAAGCUUGUCCAUCAAUAGGGAGAUCUGGAAAUUUCAAGAAGUUCCAGUGUCCAAUGCAUAACUACAAUGACUUGGCUAGCCUGUUCUUUAACACCAACGAUGACACCAUUAGAAACCUCUACAGUAACGGCACUGACCAUGAGUUCCAUAUCACCUCGAUCCUUGUGUUCUUUAUUGCAUCAUAUUUUCUGGGCAUUUUCAGCUAUGGCCUCGCCUUACCAUCUGGCCUUUUCGUACCAGUUAUUUUAACUGGUGCAGCUUACGGUCGUCUGGUUGGCAUGCUGAUUGGGUCGCAAUCAACUUUGGAUCAUGGUCUUUUUGCGGUUCUUGGUUCUGCUGCCCUUCUAGGUGGAUCGAUGAGAAUGACUGUCUCAGUCUGUGUUGUCAUCCUAGAACUGACAAAUAAUCUGCUGAUGCUUCCUCUGGUUAUGCUGGUCCUUAUCAUAUCAAAGACAGUGGCAGAUGCUUUUAAUGCAAACGUCUAUGAUCUGCUUGUUAAAUUGAAGGGUUUUCCUUUUCUUGAAGGGCAUGCUGAACCCUACAUGCGACAACUGUCAGUUAGUGAUGUUGUAACUGGCCCUCUACAGACAUUCAAUGGCAUAGAGAAGGUUGGCCGUAUUGUGGAUACCUUGAAGGCAACCGGUCAUAAUGGUUUCCCUGUCGUUGAUGAGCCACCGUUUUCAGAUACUCCUCUGUUAUAUGGUCUAGUUCUUCGGUCGCACCUGCUUGUUCUGUUGAGGAAGAAAGAGUUCAUCAGUAGUUCCACAGCUUCAGCAUCAGAUGCUUCAAAGCAUUUCUCACCUGAGGAUUUUGCUAAACGUGGUUCGGGAAAGCAUGACAGAAUUGAGGACAUUGAAUUGACUGCAGAAGAACUGGAAAUGUUUGUAGACUUGCAUCCUUUCACAAACACAUCCCCUUACACUGUGGUUGAGACCAUGUCCUUGGCUAAAGCUCUUAUACUUUUUCGUGAAGUUGGAUUAAGACACCUUUUGGUUCUUCCAAAAACUUCCAAGAGGGCACCUGUUGUUGGCAUAUUAACACGGCAUGACUUCAUGCCUGAGCACGUAUUGGGUCUCCAUCCGUACCUGUUCAAGAGCAGAUGGAAGAAGGUGCGAUUUGGCAAGACAGCCUUCUCCAACUUCUUUUGACAAUUGCCAUAGUAGCUAAUGAUUCGGAGAAUUAACCAAGCGACAGCAUCAGUACAUUGUAUGGGAACCAUCGGGUGGUAGUUUAUACCAACCAUAUACGGAUAAGCUAGUUGUAUUAUAGCGGCAAUAGCAUUUUCUGGUAUCACAUUACAAUGUAUGUUGCUCCUGAGAGAUGUUCUGAAAUAUGAAAUAUACACACGAGGAUUUCCAUUGCAACCUACAAUGAGAUCCGUUCGAAGGAGCCUGUUUCUGAUGGUUCCUCACGGAUGUGAUUAUCAACAAUAACCCGCACAUUGUGAUCACUAGACUUGUCCCUUUUCUUUUAUUUUGCGGGAGACUAGACUUGUACUCCGUACAUGAUUUGUAUGACAAUGAGCAGUAGUUAAUUUUUUUUUUCAA